GGGCCCUGCUUGGCGGCCGCGCCUUCCUCUCAUUUCCCCCGAGAGCUGCGUGUGAGGCGGUUUCGCGUUGACUGACCAGAGUCCGCGAGCCCCGCUUCCCUCAGGCCCGGAAGCUUCAUCCCCUUGAACCUUUAAGGCCACCCCUUGUUCAAAAUGUCUCUACACCAGUUCUUACUAGAGCCAAUAACCUGCCAUGCCUGGAACCGAGACCGAACACAGAUUGCCAUUAGUCCUAACAACCAUGAAGUUCACAUCUAUAAGAAGAGUGGCAACCAAUGGGUGAAAGCUCAUGAGCUGAAAGAACACAAUGGCCAUAUCACAGGCAUUGACUGGGCUCCCAAGAGCGACCGCAUUGUCACCUGUGGUGCCGACCGUAAUGCUUACGUCUGGAGUCAGAAGGACGGAGUGUGGAAGCCAACCCUGGUGAUUCUGAGGAUCAACCGAGCUGCCACCUUUGUGAAGUGGUCUCCCCUUGAGAACAAGUUUGCGGUUGGAAGUGGAGCUCGACUCAUAUCCGUGUGCUACUUUGAGUCUGAAAAUGACUGGUGGGUAAGCAAACACAUUAAGAAGCCCAUUCGCUCCACUGUCCUAAGCCUAGAUUGGCAUCCCAAUAACGUCUUGCUGGCAGCCGGAUCCUGUGACUUCAAAUGCAGAGUGUUUUCAGCCUACAUUAAGGAAGUGGAUGAGAAACCGGCCAGCACACCCUGGGGCUCCAAAAUGCCGUUUGGGCAGCUGAUGGCUGAAUUUGGCGGUGCGGGAAGUGGCGGCUGGGUCCACAGCGUCAGUUUCUCCGCCAGUGGCAACCGUCUCGCCUGGGUCAGCCAUGAUAGCACUGUGUCCGUUGCAGAUGCCUCCAAAAACAUGAUGGUCUCGCAACUGAAGACGGAGUUCCUGCCACUGCUGAGCGUGUCGUUUGUCUCUGAGAACAGCGUGGUGGCGGCUGGCCACGAUUGCUGCCCCAUGCUCUUCAACUGUGACGACCGCGGCGCCCUCACCUUCGUCUCUAAGCUCGACAUCCCCAAGCAGAGCAUACAGCGCAAUAUUUCGGCCAUGGAGCGUUUCCGCAACAUGGACAAGAGAGCCACUACGGAGGAUCGCAAUGCUACUCUGGAGACGCUGCACCAGAACAGCAUCACCCAAGUGUCCAUUUAUGAGGUAGACAAACGGGAUUGUCGCAAGUUCUGCACCACUGGCAUUGAUGGAGCAAUGACCAUCUGGGAUUUCAAGACAUUAGAGUCUUCCAUCCAGGGCCUGCAGAUCAUGUAAAGCUGGUUCCCCGUUCUCUAGCAAGACAAAACUCGCUCUGGCACCUGCACAGACUUGAAAAGGGAUGGUGAAGAUGGGUCACUUCGUGAAGCACUGAGAAAAUGAUGACCCGGCGGAUUCCCCCUCCCCUCUUCUUUUCAUCCCCCAAUUUUGGUGAAAUGUGUUGGUUUUGCAAAUCAGCUGUGAUUGUGUUAUAUAUUUGGGUUUGGUGUUUUUUAUUAUUAUUAUUUUUAUUAUUGGUUGUUUCAUUCCAUUCUUUGCCAAAGCUGCUCCUUGAAAUAGUUUCUUGCAGGAAGUAUGAAUCACUAACUUAAAAGGGGAAUUUUAUGUGAACUCGUCUGCUAGAAAAUAAAAGAGAAAAAAAAGCCA
Molecule: messenger RNA, 1635 nt
Organism: Elgaria multicarinata webbii
Lineage: Eukaryota; Metazoa; Chordata; Lepidosauria; Squamata; Anguidae
Gene: ARPC1A
Product: actin related protein 2/3 complex subunit 1A
Exons: 10
Coding region: 154-1266 (370 amino acids)
Biological process (GO): Arp2/3 complex-mediated actin nucleation
Cellular component (GO): actin cytoskeleton; Arp2/3 protein complex
Molecular function (GO): actin filament binding
Source: RefSeq, a predicted model, not a curated record